Messenger RNA from Gigantopelta aegis, 6680 nucleotides. Its product is annotated as innexin unc-9-like. The record is from RefSeq and is a predicted model, not a curated record. Bases 135 to 1355 code for a protein of 406 amino acids. NCBI's taxonomy places the organism in Eukaryota, Metazoa, Mollusca, Gastropoda, Neomphalida, Peltospiridae. The transcript has 2 exons.
GACCACUGUGUCAUAACAAGCGUAGUGUCGCGAGGUACAAGAAGUUUGUGUAACUUCGGUGAAAGUUUGUGACUUUUUCUCUUUUAUUUUCGGCGUGGAUUUACAGCUCUGCCGCAGAAGAAGGGGGUCGGAAAAUGGGAAUUGGUGACGUGAUUAGCGGGGUUCCCUCGCUGAAGAAGCUACAAGGGGCGAGUAACGACGACUGGAUCGACCGCAUCAACCAUGUUUGGACGGUCUUCAUCUUCGCGCUGUUCGCCAUCGUCGUCACGACGUCGCAGUUCGGCGGCGAUCCGAUCCACUGCUGGUGCCCGGCGGAGUUCACCGGGGCAUACGUCGACUACGCCAAAUCCUACUGCUGGAUCAAAAACACGUACUACAUCCCCAUGGACACACCCAUCCCCGUGGAUCACCGCGAGCGAGACAGCGAAGAGCUCACCUACUACCAGUGGGUGCCUCUGAUCCUGCUGUUCCAAGCAUUCAUGUUCAAGUUCCCAAACAUCAUCUGGAGGUUGUUCAACGGAGGGGCUGGAAUCAACAUGGAGAAGAUCGUCGACAUGGCCGAGAAGACCCAGCUAGGAUCGCCAGACGACAGGAAGCAGACGAUAGAACAUAUAUCAGUCUACAUGGACCGGUGGCUGAUGACGCACCAGAACUACCACUGGAACAUCAUAGUUCGCGCCAAGCAGAAGAUGGCUAGAUUCUGCUGCUUCUUCUGCAACAAGCGCGCGGGGACCUACCUGACGGCGCUGUACCUAUUCGUGAAGGUCAUGUACGCCUCCAACGUCAUAGGCCAGUUCUUCCUGCUCAAUGCUUUCCUGGCCACGGACUAUAACAUGUACGGAUUCGAAGUGUUGGCCAUGCUGUCGAACCAAGGGGAUUGGAAGGAGAGUCCACGCUUUCCGAGGAUCACCCUGUGCGACUUCAGGAUCAGACAGCUUCAGAACAUCCAGACCUGGACGGUCCAGUGCGUGCUGCCCAUCAACCUCUUCAACGAGAAGAUCUUCAUCUUCAUCUGGUUCUGGCUGGUGCUCGUGGCCACCCUCACUUGCAUCAACCUCAUGUCCUGGCUCUACACCGUCGUCUUCAAGAGGAACAGGGUCGCUUACAUCAAGAAGUACCUGAAGAUCAACAACGCCCUCGGCUCCGCUGCCGACAAGAGACUGUGCGUGACGUUCGCAGACAACUAUCUCCGGGACGACGGGGUCUUCGUUCUAAGGGUGAUUUCCAAGAACUCCACGGAUCUCGUGACGUCAGAUCUCGUCAAAGAGCUGUGGGCGAACUACAAAGACAAGAAGUCUUCCAGAGCUAACGAGCAUUACGAACCGGCAGACGAGGCUAAAGAGUCUCUAGCAUAGAAUAGAAGAAACUGAGUGUUUAGGAACUUUCGGUUCUUUGGUUUCCUUGGAUACCGAGAAAGUAAAGGGAGAUAAUUUGUGUUUUUUUGUUUUUUUUGUAUUGAUAUUUUUUAAAUCAAAGGAGAGGAAAAGAACUUUAGUAUAAACAGGAAUACCAGAUUGAGUGUUUGGAACUUUCUGUUCUUUCGUUUCCUGGGAUACCGAGAAAGUAAAGGGAGAUAAUUUGUGAUAUUUUUUUAAAAUUAAUUUUCUUCUUUUUUUUAAUCAAAGGAGACGAAAAGAACGUUAGUAUAAACAGGCAUACCAGUCAAAUCAUUCAAAAUAUGUUUUGAAUUGGACCGUAAAAGAACUGCGAAGGAGAAAUACCUGGGAUACCAAGGAAGACCAUGGAAAUAAGUGCCUUUUCGAGCGGAUGCAAAGAGUCAUUAGCAUAAUUAGGUGUACAAGAUUGGUUGGUUUGUUUUCCAUAUUCGGUGCUGAAGAAAAUAUAACCGGAGGUAACUGAUGCUCUUUAGCAUGAACUGACAAAACGUGAUAGCGAAACAAAUAUUUACUGACAUUCCAUAUUUCUAAUGAAAUAAUUAUUAAUUAUUAAUGAUAAUGAUAAUAAUGGGAACCAAGAUUUUAAGACAAAUUUUGAAUUGUUCCGGUUUUUGUGUGUAUGCUUAUUGAUGUGAAUGGUGUGCAUAGAUGUUGAGUGACGAAUGUUUAAUACAAAUAAGUCACAAGGAAGAUAGUAUGAUGACAUCACUAUUACAUAACUGGCAUAACUCAUAUAUUGUGAAGAUUUGCGUUUAUCUUUCCAAAUGAUUGUCAUUUCAGUAAUAUAAUAACAACCAUUUAAUCUUUUGAUAUUGAAUUCGUGGAAUUUAUGAAAGAAAAAAAGCAGCAACAACAACAACAACAACAACAAAAAACCCAACAUCUCAGCUACUAAUAGUUUUGCUUUACAAUUUGAUGGGACUUGUUUAGGCUUAUUGUUUUUGUUUGCCAGUUUUGAUUUUGAUGAGUUUUUUUUUUUUAAUUAACUUCAAUUUUGAAAUUCUGCCAAUUUGUUUUAAUGUAUUUUUAAAACUUAUAAACAAAUUAAUAAGCAUUUUCAAUUAAUAAUUUUUUUUUAACAAAUAAAUAAAUUAUACGUAAGAUUGAAUGGUCGCUAUUCCUAAAGCUUUGACACAAUUAAGCUUAUGAUCGGUGCUUCACAAUUCCCUAAAGGGAACUCCCCUAGUCGAAGGCUGCUUUUUUAACUAUUAGUUUUUAUUAGCGUGUUACGUAGGAAUAUAUUGUAGAAUACAAAAAAUAGGACUAUUACGGUAAUGAUCACUUUGUGAAUUGGCCGAAGGGCCAGGGCUGGAUCCACCUAAAUGGGGUGGGGGGGGGGGGGGGGGGGGGGUGGGGGUGGACUGAUAACCCAAUACCAACCCUGCUGCCAACGCAAAUGUUUUUUUUUUAAUUUCUCGAUCUGCUAAAUCUGUUUUGUUUUUAAUGCAUGUCUGAUUUGAAUACAUAUGUUAAUCACACGCCUGUGUAUUUAUGGCUUUUGAGUUGGGGGUUGGCACCCCCGCACCCCCGCAUCCCCACGCCCUCCCCUGUGAUCAUUUCUGGAAAGAGCCAUAUAGAAAUUUAUACAUUCCAUCAGUGUCGCAUUCCUUUAGUGUAUCGCAUGUCCUGUGUACAGAAUACGAGGAUGCAGGAUUUAUUAAAGAGGGGUGCGUCAUUUAUUUUCAUUUUAUCCGCUCAAGAUCUAAACACGUGUUGCAGUCAGUGCGUGGGUAGAACCGUUUGAAAUCAAAGAAAACAAUUAUGUGAGGAAUUGUUAACACCGACUUGUCAAUAAAAUGUUCCAAUUUUUUUAAUUAUGCACUCAUAUUACGAUUUGCAUGUGUAUUUUCUGUUUUAACAAUAAAUAUUUUAAUGAAUUAAUAAAUAAAUACAUUAAUAAAUUAAUAAGUUAAUAAAUAAAUACAUAAAUACAUAAAUACAUAAAUAAAUAAAUACAUUUUAAUAAAUAAAUUAAUAAAUACAGUCUAACCGUGUCAACAAGUUCGACAUAACAGUUGGUCGAGAUACACAUAUUAAUUAUUGGUAUACGUUAUGCCAUGGAAUCCUGCUAAUCGAAAAGAGUAGCCCAUGAAGUGGCGACAGUGGGUUUCCUCUCUCAAUAUCUUUGUGGUCCUUAACCAUAUGUCUGACGGCAUAUAACUGUAAAUAAAAUGUGUUGAGUGCGUCGUUAAAUAAAACAUUUUUUUUUUUUUUUUUAUGCCAUGGGAAUAUUUUUCAACCUCGAGAUAACAGGUGUCGAGAUAACGAAAUAAGGAAAUGUAUCCACCUGUGAUAUAAGUGGCCCGCAUGGUUUAUCAAUGAGAAUCAGUAACUCGAAUUUUGGCCUUGAAUUCAAGAAUAGGUCUGUAAUAAUACUUUCGGCAAAAGAAAAUGAGAACGUUAUUGUGUAGAUAUCGGAUAUAUCAGUUCGCUCAACAUUACGUAGUAGGUAGGUAGCUAGGUAACUAGUUUAACGUGCUCAUAUACCACUGGGGUUUCGAACACAUUACGUGGGAUCUGUAAAAGAGAAAUUAUAUUUUUUUAAAUCGGAUUGUUUAAAACAAUUUUGGCGCCAAAAUCGGUCACCGGGUUCUCUUUAAAGGUUUUACUAAAUUGUGUUUAGUUGCGAAAUAGAGGCUGUAAAUUAGUUGAUAGAAAUCGACUAGUUUUUUUCUUUCAAAGAUGUACAAAAAAAUAACAUUGUAAAAGGAAUAUUUGUUCAAAACAAAACAAAAAUGUGUAGAAGACAAAACUUGCGUUGUAUAAGCACAGCGUUCAAUGGGCAACGCUUCGUUUUGGACAGUUUUGUAUAGACCGCUACUUAGUGCUGACAGCAAAUGGGGAUCAGAUUAGGAAAACAGUGUUGACGGAAAUCAACGAAAGACUCCGAUAAUCUCCGAAAGAUUUCGGGAAAUACCGACAGAUGCCGGAAAAUGCCGAAAGAAACCAGCUAAUUAAUAAUAAAAAAGAAGUUUUACAAAAGUGUGUGAAAUAUUGCAUGUUUGUGACGACGGUCUAUAAAUAGUGAGUGUUUGCUUAAAUUUUAUACACUAUGAAAUCAUAGCUUGUUUGAUACAUAUUUUAUCUAGAAAAACGAAAAUCAAAAUAUUGUUAUUUAUAUGUAUGUAUGCAUUGACUUAAUAUUUGUAUUGUAUUGGAAUGGUUAGAUUUACAGUAAAUUUUUGCUAGUGUUUACUUGUAGCAGAUAUACAUUAGGUGAUGAUGUUGUUGUUGUUAUUUAGUGUCCUUCCAAAACGUAAAUCUGACAUUUUGCAGACGUCUUAAUACCACAUUGUCACCAGACACGUUCACAUAUGGUUAAGUUAAAUGUUUUACGUCUGGUAGGUGCUGGGUUCGAAUCUCGUAAACGCCUCCAACCCAGAGUGGACUUGUUAAUCACAUAAAACAAAACAUUUAAAUAUGUCCCGAGUUAGCUACUGUUAGAAGUAAAAUGAACAGGUGUCGAAAUAUUGCCGGACCGGUAUAUGUUUCACCUGCCAUUCCGUCGGACUGGCAAUUAUUUUGCGUUUAUAUUCGCACAACAGAUUGUGUAAAAAUAUAUAUCUACAUCGAAAUAUUUCUAAAAUUGAUUCCAUCACAGAUGUAAAUUAUUAUAAACCAUGACAUUUAUUACAAUCAUGGUUCUAUUAGUUAUUCUUUCCUUCUUCUUUUAUUAUUAUAUUUUUUCAUUCUCUAUAAUUACAUUAUAUGAUCAUUGUUUGGUCCGGCGGCUUUUCAUUCGAGUUGGCAGAAUUUCUAACUUGCUGGACCGAAUGUCCGGCAAGAAUUUCAGCUAAUUUCGACCCCUGAUGAAAUUUGGUCUGCUACAAGCAUUACGACCAGAAAGAAAUUGGCUCUGAUGGUUUAAAUCAAAUAGAUAUAUAAUAGCAAACUCGAAGAGUUUUUUUUUAUAUAAGAUAUGACCUGGAUAGCUAGCCCAGAUAGCUGAAGUAUGCUUGUCUGUCUGUCUGUCUGUCUGUCUGUCUGUCUGUGUGUGAUGCGUGAAUACGGGCACCCAGAGCAGCGUGCUUAAACCAUAUUUAUAUAUAAGCUAGAAAAUAUGUUUAAAUGAAGGACUAAAGAGAAGACGUACUGGGUAGUUAAUACAUUAUAUAUAUAUAUCAUCAAUUUAAACACUGCGUCUGCAAACUGGAAUAAUUGCGUUUUGGGUUGGAACAUUGUAACGUCCUUGUUCUUAUAUACAUCUACCAUUCUUAGAUUUUAUUGCUAACAUACCUACGUCUUUUACUGUUUACUGAAACCUUAUACUUUUGAUGUACCUAUGUAAUUGUGAAUAUGUAAAAAAUUUUUUUACUGUAAAGUAUAUAUUAUAUUUUUUAUAAGGUUAUGAAAUUGAGUUUUCAGAAAAAGGUAAUUUGUUAAAUUUUUUUAAAUCAAAACUAUUUUCAUGCAUAAGUUAAUUAUAAUUUAAAUUGUUAUGCUAAUCUUUCACAUAUAUAUAUCGCCAGUAGAUAUAGGUAUGCAGAAUGUGUUUUAAUAAAUGAAAUAUUGUUAUUCGAAAUUUGGAUUGGGGCCAGUUUAUAUUAUAUAGCAGAGCACAUUAGUGUAAAUAACGUAUAUACGAAACUAUAUCAUGGAUAGUAAGGCAUUAUAUGCAGUGUCUACUAUUUAAUCUAAACCACAGCUAUUUCUCUGUUAGCAAGAUUGGUCAUUGUGUGUGCGCGCGUGUGUGUAAAUGCGUGCGUGAAAUAAUCCAAGUGAUGCUUCCUCUCUGACCGAUCAUUUCACAAAACAUCAAGCAGCUGGGACAUGUAUACCAGCGUUGAUUUCAUUAGUUGAAUGAAAGGUCACCUGUUAAUGAAAUGACUCUCUUUGGUACAAUCGGCUAACUGAGAAAAACUGACUGUUAAAUCAACACCCAGUUCAGUCUGCGGGACGGGAAAACUACCACUAGACUGGGUUUUGCGCUUCACGUUAAAACCAACGAUAACACCGUGAACAUCGUUGUCACUGAACGCACGUCUGAUUUCAGUCAAGCUGUAAAACGGAGGACCAUAAAAUACGGUAAAAUGUAAGCUGCUAUAAUAUUGUGAUAUUUAUGAAAAAGCAAGCGUGUGAUUUGAUUACAAAUGUUGGCAAAACAGUUUGCAUUACGUAACGUUUUACGCCGUGUAUACAGGACAACAAACGAGACGCGAAUAUUAAAGGGACAUUCUGAGUUUGCUGCAUUUUUAAAGAUGUUAUCGACUAACAGAGACUUUUUAACGAUUGUAAUUACAUAUCAAAUGUAUAUUUCUGCAUAAAAGAUUAGUGACUGCAUAA